CUGCUUGAGCCACCAGCGUGAGUACCUCUCCGACUCAAAUCCGCGGGACAUCACCAUGAGUACUUCUCCCACUCAUUCCGAGCAACCCUCCCAAAACCCUAACGCCAUGAUCAUUGAAGAAUCGGAAUCAAAUCGUCUAGGCUCUCAUACCCAAUCCCCCGAAACCAUAGCCCUUGUUGAACCACCAGAUCCCCACCUAGACGAUCCUAUCCCUAAUCAGCCUAACCCAAUCCAAGACGACCCUGAACCAAUCUCAGCUCUAACUCCCCGAAUCUCCGACCCUCCCACCUCUCGCCGAGCACCUAAGCGCAAGAAGAAUGCCAAUAAGCGCCGUCUCGCCCGGCAGAAGUCCCAGAAGAAGUUCCGAACCCUCGUAGAAACCCUCAAGCCCAUCCCUUUUGUCCCCUCCAAAACCCUAGACUUCCAAAGCCACGAGGAACUUCUGAAGCGGCUUGGGCUAUGGGAGUUUGUCCACAUCGAUUUCGACAAGACCCUCCGAGCCGAUCUCCUCGCCGAGCUGGUCGCCAGUUACAACUCGCAGAAUCGGUGUAGCUAUGUGAAUUCCGCUCGAAUCAACGUCAACCGAGCUGAUUUGGCUCGCGCAUUGAAGUUGCCGUUGCCCGUGAAGAAGAGUUCACCGCUGCUGGAAACUGCCGUGGAAUCACCGGAUUCUAUCGCGUUUAUCGAGGAUUUCGUGUCGAAUUGGAUGCUUUUGCAUGAGGAUACGUGGAUGAUGCCGAAAGAGGUGUUGAAUUGGACCAAGAUGAUCAAGGAAGGACAUUUUGAGAAGGUAGAAUGGGCUGGUUUAAUAUGGUUCAUGGUUGAGAAGGAGCUACUGCAAGCCCCGAGGCUGGCCAAUUGUUACUACGCCUCUCAUUUACAGUAUCUAAUAAGAUCACAGAAAGAUGAUUUGCUGAAGGAAGAGCCUAAAUUGGACCAGGUUGAUGUGGAGGUGGAGGAGGAGGAAGACGAGGAGGAUAUGGAUGUUAGUGGGGACGUGAAGUUGGCUACGGUUGAAGAUUAUCUUGGGCACGAAUCGGGGGAUGUGAAGAUUGAUGCAAGUGAAGAUUCUCGGGGGCACGAAUUGGGGGAUGUGAAGGUGGAUGCAGUUGAAGAUUCUCGGGGGAACGAACUGGGGGAUAUGAAGACUGGCGCGGUUGAAGAUUCUUGGGAGCACGAAUGUGGCAAUGUGAAGAUGGCUGAGGGUGAGGAUUCUGGAGGGCAUGCAUUUAGGGAUGUGGACCUAGGUGUGGGUGAGGAUUCUCAGGGGCACGAAUUGCGAGAUGUGAAGAUGGAUGCUGUUGAGGAAUCUCGAGGGCACGAGCUGGGGGAUGUGAAGAUGGCUGUGGUUGAAGACUCUCGGGUGCACGAAUUGGAGGAGCAUAGUAUUGAAUUGAGUCUCGGGCAAGACAAUGUGGAGAGAGUUGAAGAGAAGGUGGACAGUGUUGAGAUUGACAAGGAGCGUGUUGGGGAUGAGGAUGUUAUGGAUUUUGAUGGAUGUAGGGAGGAGUAUAAGGAUGAGGAAGAAGGUGGGGCAUGGCUUUUGGAUAGGAAGAGCAAUAUGGGCGUUGUAGGCGAGCCAUUUUUCAGGCGGUGUAGUGUUGGUGAAAUUAAGGGCUUGGAUUGUGAUGAGGAAAAGAGAGAAGAAGCGGGAGAAGAAGCGGAAGAAGGAGAGGAUGAAGGACAAGAGGAAGAAGAAGAAGGAGAACAGGAGGUUGGUGGGUUUCAUCUUUCGCCGAAGUGCAACCCGCUUGAUGGGUUGGCUUCACGGAGUCUGAUUCAGGCAAUGGAAGCGGCCCAAAUGCCUUUUAGCACAGGAUUGGAACUCCGUGAUCACUCAGCAGGGGAUUUUUUGUCAUCUAGGGUGGAUAAUGGGAUGAUUGCUGGUAGUUCAUCGCUUUUUGGUAAUACUAACAAGAAAGGGCUUGAUCAUGAGAACGAUGGCAUUCAUCACUCUCUUAAUGGUGGUCAUAAGAGGUUGAGGAGUGAUGGGCCAUGGGAUGGAAAAGAGGCUGACUUUGAUAUGUGUAUGGAGCAAGUACAGCAUUGGGUUGGUAAAGCUAGAAUGAUGUAUGCUGCCAAAGAACAGGCUUGUGAGGAAGCUACCGUGAAUCAGCAGAUCUUACUGAAUGAGUUGGAGCAGCGGGAUCGUAUAAUUGAACACAUUCGAACGGCUAAGUAUGAAGAGCAACAGAAGAAACAGGUGGAGGUGUAUCGACUCGACCGUGAACUCUGUAUGAUGGCAAAUCUGUUGGAGGGAUAUAGGAAGGCGCUGAAGGAAUCUGAUAGGGCAUUUGCUGAAUACAGAUCACGCUUCCCACAGCCUGAAGAGCCACUUUACAAGGAUGUUCCUGGCUCUGGAGGUCUUGUACUGAGCACCUUUGAACUGGAAAAGCAACGGUUAAAACAAGCAGAAGAAGACAGGAUAACCCGUUUGGUGAUUGAGAAGAAGUUUAAAGACGUUGAAGCAGAAGUGAAUAGUAAAUUUGAAGCACAUUUUCAAGGGGUUGAUUUGCUUGGGAAUAGGUUGCUGGACGUUGAGAAUGGAGUAAAAGUACUCAAGGAAUCCAUUGCAAAACGUAAGGUUUCGGAAACAUCAGAAGGGACUCCCGAUGAAUGAUAAACUAAUUCCCUUUCAUGCUGAUUGCUUGGAACUGG
Molecule: messenger RNA, 2658 nt
Organism: Juglans microcarpa x Juglans regia
Lineage: Eukaryota; Viridiplantae; Streptophyta; Magnoliopsida; Fagales; Juglandaceae
Exons: 2
Coding region: 56-2620 (854 amino acids)
Source: RefSeq, a predicted model, not a curated record